Messenger RNA from Helianthus annuus (common sunflower), 1047 nucleotides. Its product is annotated as extensin-3-like. Lineage: Eukaryota; Viridiplantae; Streptophyta; Magnoliopsida; Asterales; Asteraceae. The coding region runs from base 27 to 815 and encodes 262 amino acids. Gene Ontology annotation, biological process: plant-type cell wall organization. The record is from RefSeq and is a predicted model, not a curated record. Gene Ontology annotation, molecular function: structural constituent of cell wall. The transcript has 2 exons.
GAUCCCAUUAACUACUUAUAGUAGAAAUGGGAACCAAUAUGAAGAUGUCUUCUAUAACAACACUUUUAAUCACUCUUGCGGUGGUUAUAGUUUCUUUAAGCUUGCCGUCGCCGACCACCGCCACCUACCACUACUCAUCCCCACCACCUCCUCCACCUAAGAAAUCUCCACCACCACCAUCUAAGCAACAUUAUGUUUACAAGUCACCACCACCACCUCCACCGGUUUACAAGUCACCACCACCCCCGGUUCACAAGUCACCCCCUCCACCUGUUCACAAGUCAUCACCUCCACCGGUUCACAAGUCACCACCACCACCAAAGAAACCCUAUGUUUACAAAUCACCACCUCCACCACCCCCUGUCCACAAGUCACCACCACCCCCGGUUUACAAAUCACCACCACCUCCGGUCUACAAAUCACCACCUCCCCCGGUUUACAAAUCUCCACCUCCCCCGGUUUUCAAAUCUCCACCACCACCGGUUCACAAGUCACCACCACCUCCGGUCUACAAAUCACCACCACCACCUAAAAAGCCUUAUGUAUACAAAUCCCCUCCACCACCCCCUGUGCACAAGUCACCACCACCCCCGGUUUACAAAUCCCCACCACCACCGGUUCACAAGUCACCACCACCUCCGGUCUACAAAUCACCACCACCACCGGUUCACAAGUCACCGCCACCCCCAGUUUACAAAUCACCACCUCCACCUAAGAAGCCUUAUGUAUACAAAUCCCCUCCACCACCUCCAGUGAAAAAGCACCCACCCCCACAUUACAUUUACAGCUCACCACCUCCUCCUUACCACCACUAAUUAAGGGGUGCUUGCUUUGUUUAAGUUCUUUUCAUUCUUGCAUGAAUAAAGAUAUCAAAGAUUUGAGAUUUUACUUCGGACGUUCCUAGAGAUGAAGAAAAAACAUGGAGGACAACUAAUGGUUCAAAGUUGUAUAGAAGGGCUUUUAUUUUCAUGUUUUCAAAAAUAGUUUUCUAUCAUAUUGUGUUUGAUAAUAAAGAAAGAAUUAAAUUGCAAACCGUGUUGUACAUCA